CAGGGAAAUAGCAGGCGGGAUAUAGAAAAAGUUGUAUCAUGGCUGAAGUGAAGUUGCGAUAAAUACCAUUUUACAGAAUCUAAAAACACGAAAGUAGGCUGCGAACAGUAGAGUAAAGGUGUCUUAUCUCUAUGAAAAACGUUAAAUGUGUGUUCUAGCAUGUAUUGAGUAAAGACAGGGCAGCGGGUUUGGCCCAUGAAGGCUAACGUGAUCCUCUCCGAGCUCCUUCAUUAGGUCAACAUGUUUGGGUGUUGAAUUUGAAUCUCUUUGGACAAAAUGUCUGGCUUCAACUUCGUAUCGGGGACUCUUGGCGCCACCAAUGCGGGUGGAGGAUUCCCGUUUGGGGCGGCAGCCAGUGCUCCUGCGGCCAGUACUGGUGGCAUUUCUUUUGGGACUGCUCUGGCAGCAGCAGCUGCGACGCCUGCCGCCGCCGCCACUGGCACCGCCGCCCCAUCUCUUGGUCUUGGAGGCAGCCUCUUUAGUCAGAAACCCACUGGAGGAUUCUCUUUCAACACGCCUGCCUCAAGUGGUGCUGUAGCACCCACUACAGGUCUUACACUGGGUGCCCCAGCUGCCCCAGCUGCGUCCACUGCUACCACUGGCUUUAGUUUGGCUUUCAACAAGCCCAUCGCCUCUGCCACACCUUUCUCCCUCACCACAACUACUGCGUCCUUAACACCUGCGGCUGGUUUAAGUUUUGGCUCUGUCCUGACAUCCACAGCCCCACAGCAACCUGCCGCCACAGGCUUUGCUCUUGGCCUUGGUGGCACGACAACUACUGCAUCAGUCGCGUCAGUGCCAUCGCUGGGUGCAGGUCUGUUCUCCAGCUCUGGGGCCACAGGUUUGGGUCAAACUACUCUUGGAGGAGGAAGUGCGUUAACAUUGGGGUCUUUGCUGUCUAGCUCCACAGCUGUAUCAGCUGCUCCUGCCCCAAGUGUUGGCCUGGGUGGAGUCGACUUUAGCACAUCCUCUGAGAAUAAGAGUGACGCAUCUGGCGCCAAUGCACAGGACAGUAAAGCUUUGAAAGAUGAGAAUCUUCCCCCAGUUAUCUGUCAAGAUGUUGAAAACUUUCAAAAAUUUGUGAAGGAGCAGAAGCAGGUUCAGGAGGACAUCAGCAGGAUGUCAUCAAAGGCCAUUUCUAAAGUCCAAGAUGACAUCAAAAGCCUCAAACAACUUCUUUCUGUCAGUGCCAGUGGUCUGCAGCGCCAAGCUCUUGCCAUUGACAAACUAAAGUUGGAAACAGCACAGGAGCUGAAAAAUUCUGACAUAGCGCUGCGUACCCAAAAGACACCACCUGGACUUCAGCACGAAAACACUGCUCCAUCAGAUUAUUUCCAUGGCCUGGUGGAACAGUUUGAAGUACAGUUGCAACAGUACCGGCAGCAGAUAGAAGAGCUAGAGAACCAUCUGACAACGCAGAGCAGUGGCUCUCACAUCACCCCUCAGGAUCUGACUUUGGCCAUGCAGAAAUUGUACCACACGUUUGUUGCACAGGCUGCCCAGCUUCAGUCUAUCCAUGAGAAUGUUAAGAUUUUGAAGCACCAGUACCUCUCCUACCGCAGAGCCUUCCUGGAAGACUCUACAGAUGUCUUCGAGUCCAAACGGGCAUCUAACAGGAAAUGGCAGAGUGCGCCACGAGUCACAACUGGGCCUGCCCCAUUCUCCAGUGUUCCCAAUGCUGCAGCUGUUGCCAUGGCAGCCACACUGACCCAGCAACAGCAGCCAACUCCAGGUUUCGGUGCUGGGCCAGGGUUUGGUGGGAUGGGGACUGGGGGGUCUACGUUUGGCUUCUCCACCACCGGUAAGCCCACGGGAGGCAGUCUGAGUGCAGGUUUUGGUGGUAGCAGUAGUUCAGGCUUCAACUUCAGCAAUCCUGGCAUCAACCCGUCUGCUGGCCUGACCUUUGGCGUGUCUAACCAACCUGGGGCAGCCUUUGCCACAGGAACCCCACUUCUGCAACUGAAGAAACCCCCUGCUGGUAACAAGAGAGGCAAGAGAUAGAAACAGGAAAACACAGGAACCUUUGACUGAGUACCGGACUAGCAAGUCAGCCGUGGCCUCCCAAAAGCAUACAAGUAGUGUUUCAAGGAUCAUGCCACUUUGAGGAAAAUGUCAGAGAUCUAAUUGGAUCUAUCAUCAAUCAGGAUUCCCAAUAAUUAUUUUAAGUUUACCCUAUUCUCAGUCAACAUCAACGUG
This is a messenger RNA of Cololabis saira (Pacific saury), 2196 nucleotides long. It is a transcript of the gene nup58, whose product is annotated as nucleoporin 58. Gene Ontology annotation, cellular component: nuclear pore. Lineage: Eukaryota; Metazoa; Chordata; Actinopteri; Beloniformes; Belonidae. Gene Ontology annotation, biological process: nucleocytoplasmic transport. The transcript has 13 exons. Gene Ontology annotation, molecular function: structural constituent of nuclear pore. The record is from RefSeq and is a predicted model, not a curated record. Bases 277 to 2001 code for a protein of 574 amino acids.